AUGGAUGUUAAGACCAUAUUGGAUAUUAUCACCUCCUCUGCGAGCAACCUCAACAACACGCCGCCGCAACACAACAGUUCGGGGCCCCGCGGGGGCGGCGCGGCGGCGGCGGCGGCGGAGCCGGCGCCGGCGCUGGGCGCCGGCCCGGCGGGCGCGCGGGAGCGGCGGCGGGUCCGCCCGUGGGCGAGCCGGCGCGGGCGCGGAGCGUGGAAAGCAGCACGGGUGCGCGGCGGCCGCGGCAGUCCGCCCGCCGGGGGCAGAGGCCUAGCAAGCCCUGCUGCUUCUGCUGGUGUUGUUGCUGUUCCUGCUCGUGGACCAAAUGGUGAGUGCCUCGUGCGACACAACGCGACUUGUGCAUGCCACACGCGCAUGCGACCGGCGCAGGCAACUGGCUUAUGCGACCAGCACUGCGCUCGCCACCGUCGCAAGCGACUGCAUCAGAAACCGUACGUAAACGCCACAGGUGGGAACUCUCAAGACCCCUUUGCAACGAUGUUUCUCAUCAAGUGCGGAGAAUGUGGAGAUGCAAGAUUUGUGAAAGUUUAUGGCACAAUCAAUGACAAAGCUGUAGCCUAG
This is a messenger RNA of Gryllus bimaculatus (two-spotted cricket), 576 nucleotides long. NCBI's taxonomy places the organism in Eukaryota, Metazoa, Arthropoda, Insecta, Orthoptera, Gryllidae. The record is from the annotation of a GenBank genome assembly.